AUGCAUCUCCUCCUACUUCUUCUUGGGGUUUUGAUAACCAUUCUGUUUGAUUUGCAUCCAAAACACACAGUAUUGGUUUCACUUGCGCCCCUGAAUGUGCAGUUAGUUUCGUUUUUACCAUAUAAUGUGCCCAGCACGAUUUCUUUGCCAUUUACCGGAAGCGCUUUAACCUUAGCCCUGCAAAAGGUCAAUCAUGAAUACGCGGAGUUUCUAAAUAUAUCUUUGGCGACACUAUUUGAAAAAUCGGAUAAAACAUGCGCUGACGCCUCGGCUACCAUGCCUGCAAUUGUGGCGGAUUAUUAUUAUGGGCAUGCGAGAAAUUACUGCAUUGGUUUAAUCGGAGCAAGAUGGGAUACGCUGAUUUUCACAAAUGGCUGGGUGGAUCGGAAUUAUCUUUCACCUGGAGCAAGUCCGACCGCUAUUGCUCUCAGCGGAACCUAUUACGGAGUUGUGUUGGUAAUCAUAAAACUUCUCCGUCGGCAAAACUGGCUUCAUGUUUCGGCGCUGCUGGACACUACGGCUGCACCGAGCUACUACACCGAUAUGGCCAAUGCUCUCAAAAUGGAGUGUGCCCGCGCGUCGCCGGGGGAAUCCCCCAUCGCUGCGGAUGUACUGAAAUUUGACGGCCAAGGAAAUUCAAGUCUUUGGGAAGUUGUGCUACGUACCGCCAAAAAACGGAGCCGAAUUAUAAUAUUUUUCACCGUAAUCCCUGUGAUGAUCAAAAUUCUGAGAGUAGCAUAUCCAAUGGGCAUGGGAUCAGGGGAUUACGUAUUCAUUGUGAUAGAAGCCACACAACAAGCGAUAUACGGCGCUGCAAGCCUUUUCGACGAUCCAACGUCCACUUCGGAUAUGCUGAUUUUCCGAUCCGUGAUAUAUUUUACAAGCAGACCGGCACAUGCAGUAGACAGUCUUGCUUUAAACGGUGACAUUGCGCGGAAAACGCUUAAAGAUUACGGUACACGCUACGAAUUAGGAAUUCAGCCCUUUGACCUUUUUUCGGUGGCGGCUUCUUAUGACAGCGUAGAAAUGUUGGCAUGGGCUGUAAAUCAGACUCUGGCGGAGGUUGGUGCGGAUACCUUUCACUGCAGCGGGAAAAAACUGGCCCGUCGUUUGAUAAAUCAUGACCUAAACCUGACGACGGGAAUAUCUCGAGUAACAGCUGAUGGAUCACGGAAUUUAGCGAUGGACAUUUACGGCUUUAACAACAAUACUAAAAAAAUGCAGUUAUUCAUGUGGUACGAUCCUGCGCUGGAUAUUUUACGUCCAGUUGUGAAUUAUAGUCUAUCGAAUAACUGGCCCUUUCCAGUUGCAUUCCCUCCACCGGAUAUACCGCUAUGCGGCUUUUCUGGGGCAGAGGGCAUUUGCUCGCAUCAAAACGAUUACUGGACGCCAAUCGGGUCCUCGAUUGCCGCUGUUUUUGUCAUCCUUGCUUUCGUUGGUGUGAUGAUUAGAAGACACGCCAAAAGCAAGGUCAUCCAACAAUGGUUGCUUACGGACGAACAACUAGUUUUUGAUUCAGCUCAACAAACAGUCCCUCCUCCGACACACAACGAUGACAAUUUUUCCAGUUCUGCCACAUUUCGCGGAACAAGUGUGUGGGCAAAAAGGAUGCAGUGGGACAAUUUGGAAGCACCGGUAGCGGUCUUACACGAUCAGUGGCUCUUUCCAGCGCUGGCUCGAAUUGACCACAGGAAUGUUUCCCGAUUUAUUGGGUUGUGCAUUAGCGGCAAAGGUCAUAUGGCUUGGGCCAUUUCUUCUUCGCAUCAGAGAGGUUCUUUGGACCGUUUGCUAACAACAAUGGAUAUGCAUUUUGACUGGGAGUUUAAAACGUUCCUAAUAUCAGACAUUAUUGAGGGUUUACUAUACAUUCACACCUCUCCUAUCAAGUACCACGGUUUUUUAGCAUUAAAGAAGUGUCUCGUGGAUUCGCACUUUACUGUUGCCAUCGGAUCGUUAGGAUUUCAACAAAUGAAGACAACACUCAACCCGUCAUUGACGCAACACACAGGGAAUAAAACAAAUGACCGCAGAAAUAAUAAGGCAUUACCUUUACGGAAUGCUUCGGCCAUUUCAGCCACGCAGCUGCUGGACAUAACAGUUCUGAAAAAAAUCGUAUCAACCAUCUUCUUUCCAAGCCCACAAGAGAGACAAUCUAACAACGACUUGCAGCGGCAUACGGAGAUUAAUAACACAAACCCGGAUAUGUCGAUUAAACGCUUUGUCGAUUCGUUUGAUACUACAAGGUACGAAAAUAUAUCCCAGAUUCGUAUAGCCUUACACAGAAUGGUCGGACGACAGAGCAAAAAUGUCAUCGAAUCCAUCCUCCUCAAAGUGACCGCAUAUGCGGCAACUUUGGAAGAAUCGGUUAGCGCGAGGACAGCCGAGCUGAAAGCCGAACAAGCGAAAGCCGACCGUUUACUGGCGGAAAUGCUACCCCGAUCCAUUGUCGAAAGCUUGCGAAACAAAGUCGCGAUAAAUCCUGAAUAUUUCGACUGCGUUACAAUAUCCUUCUCAGAUAUGCCGGGCUUUGUUGGAUGGGUGGCUACAGCAGACAUCGGUUCGGUCAUUGCCACUUUAAACACCAUCUAUGUUGCUUUUGAUACGGAAAUUCAAAGGUUUGAUGUUUACAAAGUGGAAACCAUUGGAGACACAUAUAUGGUCGCCAGUGGACUUCCGGUCCGAAAUGGCUCAACGCAUGCCGUCGAAAUCAGCUAUAUGGCGAAGUCUUUGUUAGCGAAUUUCGAGACCCUGGGAAUGCAGAAGAAAAACAUACAUCUGCGCUUCGGAGUUCGUGUGCGGCUGGAGUAA
Paramacrobiotus metropolitanus is the source of this 2808-nucleotide messenger RNA. Its product is annotated as atrial natriuretic peptide receptor 1-like. Gene Ontology annotation, molecular function: guanylate cyclase activity; protein kinase activity; peptide receptor activity. NCBI's taxonomy places the organism in Eukaryota, Metazoa, Tardigrada, Eutardigrada, Parachela, Macrobiotidae. The coding region runs from base 1 to 2808 and encodes 935 amino acids. The transcript has 16 exons. Gene Ontology annotation, biological process: intracellular signal transduction; protein phosphorylation; receptor guanylyl cyclase signaling pathway. The record is from RefSeq and is a predicted model, not a curated record.